Messenger RNA from Belonocnema kinseyi, 976 nucleotides. Its product is annotated as pancreatic lipase-related protein 2-like. Gene Ontology annotation, molecular function: lipase activity. Bases 43 to 561 code for a protein of 172 amino acids. The transcript has 2 exons. The record is from RefSeq and is a predicted model, not a curated record. Lineage: Eukaryota; Metazoa; Arthropoda; Insecta; Hymenoptera; Cynipidae.
UAAUAGGAUAGGAAAUUCAUCAAUUUUCUGUACGAACAUGGGAUGAAUCCUGAAACGACAACCCUAUACGGUCAUUCUCUUGGCGCUCAUAUAGUUGGAAUUGCCGGUCAAAAUGUAACUAAAAAAGUAAACCAUACUAUAGGUUGUGAUCCAGCUUGGCCUCUGUUUGUUUCUGUCCCCGAGAAUGAACGUCUUUCUCCUGACGAUGCUCUUCAUGUGGAAGUCAUACACACAAAUGCUGGAUUAUGGGGUUGCCCAGACAAGCUUGGCCAUUACGACUUUUAUCCUAAUGGUGGCUCGUCACAAAAAGGUUGUAAGGACGAUUUAAUUUCUGCCUGCUCUCAUGGUCGAUCUUUCCAAUACUUGGCAGAACAAAUUUUAAAUCCUGGUCCUGAUUUCUGCUCAUUAAAGUGCACAUCGUAUUCAGAAUUUACUGAAAAAACGUGUGAAAAGGAAAUUGCGUUCAUGGGUGGAAUUAGCAGUUAUCCCGCAAAUCCAGGAACAUACUAUUUUGAAACCAAUGACAUAGAACCUUUCAGUUUAUCAUCAGAAUGUGCAUGAACAUUGUGUUGAUAAACUAAAAAAAUUUAAUCGAAUAUUCGACUCAUUCAGGGAGGCCACUCAAACUUCAAAAAAAUUCCAGACUAUUUCCUAGAUUUCUCAGUGAAAAAUUACACUUUGCCGGUUGACAAAAGUCAAAUCAAAUCUAACAAAAUUUCAACUUUUUCCCGAUGCUCAAUGUUUCACAUUAAUACUCGGGUUUUCCGGUCAGUGACAGCUAUAAAUUUGUAUCGAAAAAAAAGAACAGGAGUUACAAAAGAAACAUUGCUCAAGUCUAUGAGAAAAUAGUGUACUACAACAAACCGGAUAUAAUAGAAUAGCUCGAAAUCCUUUACUAAUUUGUCGCAUCCGGUAAAAGUACCUACUUAUAGUGUAAAACGGAUAUUUGAUAAAUUAAACGACCUCUGCACGAGAA